AUGUUUUAUAUAAUAUCAAAUUUGAAGGAAAUCAAAUUUUCCGAGGCUAUACAUCAAAUAGUGGCUUCUCCUCUAUUUUCCAAAAUAAUAUUUUUUACCAUAAUUAUUAAUACGAUAGAGCUAAUAUCAGAUUCAUUUGAUACAAUCAACGCUAUAAGCGAUUCGCCUCUCGCUAUCAUGAAUAACAUUUUCUUGGCAUUUUAUAUUUUUGAAAUGAGCGCCAAGUUGUAUGUUUGGAAAAAGGAAUUCUUUGAAGAUCGUUGGAAUACAUUGGAUUUGAUAAUUGUGAGCAGCAACUGUUUAGAGUACAUUUAUUCUACUAUAGUAAGAUAUGCAAAUUUUAUACCAAGUAUUUACUUACCCAAAGCCAUGGUUGCCAUGAAUGCUCUAAGGAUAGUUAAAACCUUAAGGGUACUAAGGUUGUUAAAGUACAUAACUACUUUAAGAGUCGUAACUUCUGUAUGUUUGGGAUCUAUGAAAUCGCUCGGGGCUAUAUUUUCUCUCAUGAUACUUUUCGUCUACGUGUUCGCCGUCAUUGGUGUCAGCUUAUUCAAAAAUCAAAAUGAACACUUUAACGAUUUGAUUACCGCUUCUUAUACCAUAUUUCAAAUACUGACCCUGGAUAAUUGGUUUGCAGAAUACGCUACUCUGUCUCAUAACUCAUCUGGGGGUAUUUUUUUGUUCUUGGUAACGUGUAUAAUUGUAGAAUACUUUGUGUUAUUCAAUCUUUUUAUAGCAGUUUUGGCCGAUAAUUUUCAAUAUACUAUAACUUUAGCCAAAGCAGAGAGGGAAAAAGAAGAAAUAGAAAGGACAGUGAAAGAAGGAGAGAUCCUGGAAAGUUAUAUAGAGGAUAUGGAAAAUAAAUUUGAAUGGAAUAGAGAUUGUUUGCUUAAAGAAUCCGAAAAUGAAGUUAAAAAGAUUGAAGAGACGAAUGGAGCAAAUGACGAUUUAGAUCAUGCUAUAUCUACCUCCAACAACAUAUCUGACGCAUACUUUGCUAAAUUUCUUAUGACUUCCAGAGAGCGACUAAAUCUGGAACUGUAUAUCAACGCCAUCAAAUCUCUUGAUUAUAAUUAUUAUUUGCUGAUGAAUCAAUUGGACACGAUCAAUAAAUUGGUGGAAUCAUCCAGUUUCAAAUUGAAUAAUAAAUCAAAAAAAGCUUAA
Messenger RNA from Gordionus sp. m RMFG-2023, 1164 nucleotides. Its product is annotated as cation channel sperm-associated protein 1-like. The transcript is spliced from 2 exons. Gene Ontology annotation, cellular component: membrane; CatSper complex. NCBI's taxonomy places the organism in Eukaryota, Metazoa, Nematomorpha, Gordioida, Chordodea, Parachordodidae. Bases 1 to 1164 code for a protein of 387 amino acids. Gene Ontology annotation, molecular function: calcium-activated cation channel activity; voltage-gated calcium channel activity. Gene Ontology annotation, biological process: regulation of cilium beat frequency involved in ciliary motility; spermatogenesis; calcium ion transport. The record is from RefSeq and is a predicted model, not a curated record.